CGGAUUAGAACUCCACCCCACCUCCCCCUUUUUUUUCUCUCUCUCUCUCUCUCUUACUUGUUGAUAUAGUUGUUCUCUUUGCUGCUUCAAUUUCACCUUACGCUCGUAUGGGUUUGCUCUCCCUCUGAGACAUCAAAAGAUUAGAAGAUCGUAUUUAUUUCUGGAACAAGUGUUUUCUUACGGGUUGUGGGGUUUCUAUACUUACUGCUACGUAUUGAUGAUCCUCUCCAACUGGGUGGUUUGGUAGAGGUGAGAGGGGAGCGAGCGAGAGUGUAAUAAAUCCCUGAAAGUGUUGUCGGCGCAUGGUCACUUUCUGUCGGCAUUCUGUAUCCAGCGAUGAUACAUAGCGAGAGAGUGAGUGACUCGGAGCAUUUCCAUUAAUUUAUUCGGAAGUACAACAACACAGUUUGAUAGAGAAAGUAGUUAGAGAGGCUUACUGGGUAUUUUUAUUACCAUUGCUUGGAGGGCAGCUAUCAUCUGCAUCAUCACUCCCGGAAGAAGCAUAUUGAUUUGGACCUGGGCUGGGCUAUACCAUGCUUUGUCUUUAUACCAACUGGGACUUCAAAAUUCGGUCUUGAUCACAACUGGAUUUCUGUGCUUUUUAUCCCCAACACACAUUCUGUUUUUCUUUGAUUUGGUAGAAGAGUACUAGGAGUAUCUUCUUGAUUUGACUGCUGCCUUUUUGGCGUUGGAUAGAGGAUUGUGGAUGAAUAUUGAUUUGGGUGGUAAUGGUAUUAGAAGACUCUUUCGUUUUCCCUCUGGCAAAUGAAGCUGCGGUUCAUAGAGAUCUGGCUGCAUUACUUAUCUGGGAAUACAGGUUCAACAAAUAAUUAUUUGUGUCCCAAUAAUACUCUAGAGCAUAGCUGAAGUGGCUCCCAUUACAGAUGUCAGGUCAUCUUGCAGCAAUAACAGCAGGUGCUGCAGGAGCGGUGGCAUUGGUGGGGAUAGUUAUCUUCUUCAUAUGGCUCUGCCUAUCUCGCAAAAGAACCCCUACAAGAACUUCAGAGACAGGGUCCUCUGAUCCGUCUGUUCAAGUGGAAAGAAAUGUUGGUUUUGAGCUGUCCUUUCGUGAAACAAGGCGUUUUGAGAUGGAAGAAUUGUCUCUUUCCACAAAACAAUUUAGUGAUAAAAACCUAAUCGGGCAAGGAAAGUUUGGGGAGGUAUAUAAGGGUUUGCUUAAUGAUGGGAUGCUAGUGGCUAUCAAAAAGCGACCUGGAGCACCUAGCCAGGAAUUUAUCAACGAGGUACUCUACCUUGCACCUAUUCGGCACCGGAAUCUUGUGACUCUGUUGGGCUAUUGCCAGGAAAAAAAUCAACAGUUUCUCAUUUAUGAAUACAUACCAAAUGGAAGCGUUUCCAGUCACUUGUAUGGCACUGGUCAACAUUCACCUGAAAAGUUAGAAUUCAAGAAUAGAGUUUCAAUUGCUCUAGGGGCAGCUAAAGGUUUGGCUCAUCUUCACUCCCUAAGUCCGCGUUUGAUACAUAAGGAUUUCAAGACAUCCAAUGUCCUCGUUGUAGAUAAAAAUUUUACAGCUAAGGUUGCAGAUGCAGGACUUCGUAAUUUCCUUGGAAGAGUUGAUAUUGCUGGCCCAUCUUCUCAAGUGACAGCAGAUGAGAUAUUCCUCGCCCCAGAAGUGCGAGAGUUCGGUCGAUUUUCUGAAAAGAGUGAUGUGUACAGUUUUGGAGUAUUCCUCGUGGAAUUAGUAAGCGGGAGGGAAGCAUCGGAAUCGCCUUCUUUUGACUCAAAUCAGAACCUGGUUGAAUGGGUAUGCAAUUGUGUUCGUACAAUAUUGAUACGCUGUUCAUGCACCAAGGUACAAAACAAUCAAGAAGAUGGCACCUUUUCCAACAUCAUUGAUCAAAGAUUAGAGGCUACUUUUACAGCUGAAGGUAUGGAAGAGGUUAUAAAACUGAUAGUCCGAUGUGUGGAAGCUUCGAGUGAGAGGCGGCCUGCCAUGAGCUAUGUGGUAAUGGAACUUGAUCGGAUACUCGAGAAAGAGAUGAGCUUAACGGGCGAAGGAACCCCAACAGUGACCCUCGGAAGCCAGUUAUUCCGAGCUACAAAAUAAAAGAUACUUGUAUGCAACCCUGAUGCCGGGAAUGAUAUAUUGCGAAAACACUUCAUUUACUUUCUAUUCUUUAAUUUUUAAUUUUAUUUUUGAAACAUGGAAAAAAAAAAAAAAAAUGGAAUAGCUGUUUGUUAGUCUUAAGUGUAUAAAGAACAGCUCCGCUUCUUGUAC
Juglans regia (Persian walnut) is the source of this 2240-nucleotide messenger RNA. Its product is annotated as proline-rich receptor-like protein kinase PERK1. Gene Ontology annotation, biological process: protein phosphorylation. Gene Ontology annotation, molecular function: protein kinase activity; ATP binding. The record is from RefSeq and is a predicted model, not a curated record. Bases 885 to 2069 code for a protein of 394 amino acids. NCBI's taxonomy places the organism in Eukaryota, Viridiplantae, Streptophyta, Magnoliopsida, Fagales, Juglandaceae. The transcript is spliced from 8 exons.